CUGCUAGCCAAACGUAAACAAAUUUGUAUUUAUUUGCAUCAAUUUCUGAAAUUGUAAUAUAAUUAUAAACUAAAAACAUGAGUGAUGCGGAAGCAAAAAAAGGUGAGGAAACGCCCAAGGUUUUCUUUAAAAAAUCCGGUCGCAAAAACCUAAGACAACGCAAGAAUUCAGAUGAUGAAGAGCAGGAGGAGCAACUUACCCUGGAUGAGAUCAAGGAACGCCAGCGCCUGAGACAGCGACCCAAUGGCGUCAGCUUAGUGGGUCUAGCACUGGGCAAAAAGGUGGCCCCCGAGGAGGAGCUGGCCAUCAAGGAUCCCUUUAAUGUGAAGACCGGAGGUCUGGUUAAUAUGCAGCAGUUGAAAUCGGGGAAGAUGAAGGAGGCUGACGACGCCUACGACGUGGGCAUUGGCACCCAGUUCUCGGCGGAGACGAACAAGCGGGAUGAGGACGAGGAAAUGAUGAAGUACAUCGAGCAGGAGCUGCAGAAGCGCAAGGGAGGCGGCACAGAAGCCACCGCGGAGGACGAUGGCGAUGUGAACAAAUACCUGACGCCCGAGGAUGCCGCCCUGUACGCCCUGCCAGACCAUCUGAGGCAAUCGUCCUCGCACAGAUCCGAGGAGAUGUUGUCAAACCAAAUGCUGAAUGGCAUUCCAGAAGUAGAUCUCGGCAUUGUGGCGAAGAUCCGGAACAUAGAGGCCACCGAAGAUGCCAAGCAGAAGCUGCUGCAGGAUGCCAAGAACAAGAAGGACGGUCCCUCACAGUUUGUGCCCACCAAUAUGGCGGUGAACUUUAUGCAGCACAAUCGAUUCAACAUCGAGGACAACAGCGAUCAAAAAAGACGCAAGCGGGAGGAGAGGGAGGGCAACAAGUCCGCCCAACAUCAAACGAAUCCCAAUGGAGUCAAACGAGCCACAGAUGACUACCAUUACGACAAAUUUAGGAAGCAAUUUCGCAGAUAUUAAGAGUGCCAGUAAUAAAAAAGUAACAUUUUUCAAUAUAAUCCCUUUUAUUUUGUAAUUCAUUUAAUAUCCGUUUAGUGGGCCAUUUCUGUAAAAUACAAGAAGAAUGAUAAUUAGUCUCUAUAACACAACGUAAUCAGAAUAGUUUAAGGUUUAAGAUCAGUGGGAGACAAAAUUAAUUUCAAAGCAACGCAUGACUGAAGCUCAAUGAGAUUCCUACUCAAUAAAUCAUCAGAUUAAAUAGCAAUAUUAUUUUAUUAUGAAUUUAUACACACCUUGUUAGAAUUUAAACUAGAAUCCAGAUACGUCUUGGAGUUACUAAAAUAAAUAACAUAAGUCUGGAUUAGUUUCCAACUUUUAAUGACAGCUCAGUUUUUAAAAAUUUAAUUAUCAGUAAAGGAUUUAAGUUGAUAUCAUAGCAACGCAUGACUGAAGCUCAAGGAGAUUCCUACCAAAAAUAUCAUCAGAGUAAGCUUAUUUUUAAAUUGCGGAUUAGUAAAAUGUAU
Messenger RNA from Drosophila gunungcola (fruit fly), 1465 nucleotides. RefSeq names its product splicing factor C9orf78 homolog. The transcript is spliced from 3 exons. Gene Ontology annotation, cellular component: spliceosomal complex. Lineage: Eukaryota; Metazoa; Arthropoda; Insecta; Diptera; Drosophilidae. The record is from RefSeq and is a predicted model, not a curated record. Gene Ontology annotation, biological process: mRNA splicing, via spliceosome. The coding region runs from base 78 to 962 and encodes 294 amino acids.